Notolabrus celidotus (New Zealand spotty) is the source of this 2000-nucleotide messenger RNA. RefSeq names its product single-strand-selective monofunctional uracil-DNA glycosylase 1 (gene smug1). Lineage: Eukaryota; Metazoa; Chordata; Actinopteri; Labriformes; Labridae. Gene Ontology annotation, biological process: base-excision repair. The transcript has 2 exons. The record is from RefSeq and is a predicted model, not a curated record. Gene Ontology annotation, molecular function: oxidized pyrimidine nucleobase lesion DNA N-glycosylase activity; single-strand selective uracil DNA N-glycosylase activity. The coding region runs from base 201 to 1067 and encodes 288 amino acids.
AGGCAGCAGCAGCUUUGAAUAUGACUACACCAUAAGGGACUCUCACAACAAAGCAGAGGAAGAAAUAGUAAUGGCUGUUCCUUAGCAUGCCUUUACACCGUUCUUACACAUUUAUUAACUUGAAAGAAGAAACCAACACUUCAAGUUAAUGCAUGAUUAUCAAACAAAGAGGCUUUCACUGAACAAGCUGACAGUAGAAGAUGUUAGGUGACAGUUCAGCUGCAGGUGGAUCGGGUGAGCUCGCCGAUGGAGAUGAUGGACUGAAGUCUUUGUGUGACACCGAGCAGCAGCAGGGGUUUGAACCGGUUGAGAGAGAGCUAAGCCUGACCCCUUCCUCCAAGUUUCUGCAGGCAGAACUGGAGCUGAACGCCCUCCUCAGCCGGCUCUCCUUCAGUGAGCCCGUCCGCUACAUCUACAACCCGCUGGAGUACGCCUGGGAGACACACCGCUGCUAUGUAGAGAGGUACUGUCAGGCCGGACAACAGAUCCUGUUUCUGGGGAUGAAUCCAGGACCUUUCGGCAUGGCACAGACAGGGGUCCCUUUUGGUGAAAUCAGGUCUGUUGUCGAUUGGCUGAAGAUCACAGGGGAGGUGGGUCAUCCACCCGAUGAGCAUCCAAAGAGGCAGAUCAAAGGACUCGCCUGCACCCAGAGAGAAGUGAGCGGCGCUCGUUUUUGGGGCUUUUUCAGGAAACUUUGUGGAGAACCAGCUCGAUUCUUCCAACAUUGCUUUGUGCACAACCUAUGCCCGCUCAUUUUCAUGAGUGUUAGCGGGAAGAAUUUAACCCCCCCUGAGCUGCCUAAAGGUGAGCGAGAGGCGCUCCUCGCCCUGUGUGACGUUGCACUAUGCAAGAUAGUGCAGGCGCUAGGUGUUUCCAUGGUGAUCGGUGUUGGGAGGGUGGCAGAGGAUAGGGCACGCCGAGCCUUGACUGCUGCAGGUGUCAGUGUGCGAGUAGAAGGUGUCAUGCAUCCAUCACCCAGAAACCCAAAGGCCAAUAAGGGCUGGGAGGAAGAAGCCAAAGCCAAACUGACAGAACUUGGAGUCAUGUCUCUGUUGAACGACAUGUAAGCUACUAAGGAGGAUGGGUAAGAGGCUUGGUUUUGAUAAACUUGCUGUUAAAAAAGUAGAGCCUCACAUUUAAUUUGGCAGUUCAGUUUGUUUAGCAGAAAGCACUCCAAGGAGAACAUGUUAUUCCAUUUCUCUCUGCCUUGUCAUAUUGAGAAUUUUAUUUUCAAACAACUACAUUACAGCUAAAAUAAUCUUUGAAUUCUAUACACUAAAAAAUAUACAGGCUAUAUAAAAGAAGACACUUACAGACCUACUGUAGCCUUUUGAUUGUGACAUUAUGGGGUUGAGAAAUAGAUUCUCCAAACCAUGUUUUGUGAAACAAGCUGCCUGAAGUCAGGCCAGUUUUCGCAGCUGUACUCUUCUACUACUGAGCCAUGCUGUUGUAAUAGGUGUAGGAUGUGGUUUGGUAUUGUCUCAUUGAAAUAUGGAAGGUUUCCCCUAUAAAAGGCAUUGUCGGCACUUGGCAGCACAUGUUUCUCCAAAACCUGUAAAUAUUACAUGUGUAAACUACCCAUGCCAUGGUCCAUCACCUAGCUGGCUUUACUUCUUAGAAUCUUUAUGGAAUACCCUUUUUAUACUCAUUCAUGUUAUUAACCUGCUGCAGAUCAACCUAAUCACUUGAGAGAUGUUUCUCCAGGUGGUUUUUUUUUUAGCAUUGCACAACUUUUUCAGUGUUUUGUUGUCUCUGCCUGAACUUCUUUUAAAAUUUGUUGCUGGCAUCAAAUUUAAAAUGGGCAUUUACGUUUUACAUGAAACAAUACAUUUUUCAGUUUCAACAUUUGAUAUGAUGUCUUGGACUAUUUGUAAUUUAAUAAAGGGUUUAAAUGAUUGGAAAACCAUCACAGUCUGUUAUUAUCAAAGUUUUACAGUGUCAAACUUUUUUUCUAACUGGAGUUGUAUUUGUUUUAUUUCUAAUAAAUCUCUGUCUGUCAU